Gaeumannomyces tritici R3-111a-1 is the source of this 1158-nucleotide messenger RNA. RefSeq lists its product as hypothetical. Lineage: Eukaryota; Fungi; Ascomycota; Sordariomycetes; Magnaporthales; Magnaporthaceae. Gene Ontology annotation, molecular function: nucleic acid binding. Gene Ontology annotation, cellular component: kinetochore. The record is from RefSeq and is a predicted model, not a curated record. The transcript has a single exon. Bases 1 to 1158 code for a protein of 385 amino acids.
AUGGACACGAAACGCGCGGCGUCGGCGACGGCAACAGCAGCCCAAGACCCCGCGGCGGGCGACGGCGACGACGACGACUACAUGAACAUGGUCUUCCCCAACGCCCCCACCGCCCCGGAGACGUCGCUGCAGCGGCGGCAGCGCUUCCAGCGCGAGGCCGAGCAGCGCGGGCGCCACAAGUCAAAAGCCGAGCUGGCCGCCGAGGAGGCCGCCAAGCGCGAGGCCGCGCUGGGCACCUCGCUGCUGCGCGACCCGGCCGCCGUCAAGAAGAGCAAGGGCUUCGCCAUGAUGGCGAAGAUGGGCUUCAAGCCCGGCGCCGCGCUCGGCCGCCCGCAGGAGCCACCGCCGCCACCGCCAACCGUGGACGCCGCUGGCAAGGAGGGUAGUGGCGUUGAUGGCGAUAGUAGUGCCGGGGGCAAAACUGUCGACGGCCAAGACGACGGCAACAACAACGGCGGGGUGUCACCGCCCCCGCCGCCCGCUGCCAUUCUCGAGCCCGUCCGCAUCUCGGUCAAGGACGGCCGCGGCGGCAUCGGCCUGGCCAGCGAGCGCAAGCGCAAGAUGGGCGAGGCCGCGGGCGACGGGGCCUCCGCCGCGUCGGCGGACGGGGCAAAGCGUGCCCGGCCCGACGAGGGCGAGUUCCGGGACCGCGUGCGGCGGGAGCGCGAGGUGGCGCGCAAGGAGCGGCAACUGCACGCCGCGCAAAAGGUGGCGGAGAGCAUGGAAGAGGAAGGUGAGGAGGAGCAGGAGGAGGAGCAGAGGCCGCGGCGCCCGGCCGCGCGCCGCCGGCCCCUAAAGUCCAUCAACGUGCUGUGGCGGGGCCUGGUGCGCGCGCGCGAGGAGGCGGAGCGCGACCGGAGGAUGAGGCACGACAUGCAGCAGGGCCUCUCGCGGCUGCCGACGUACGAGGACGACGACGAGGACGACGACGACAAGAGGGCGCUGGGGAAGACCUCCACGGCCUACGUCACGGCCGACGACCUCGACGAGGACGAUGCGGAGCUCCAAGAGUUCAGCUCUCGGGACGUUGACGACAGGCUACAGGCCGUGGUCGGCCACCUCCGCGAGGCGCAUCGUUAUUGUUUCUGGUGUAAAUACGCGUACCCGGACGGGCAGAUGGAAGGCUGCCCUGGAAAGGCGGAGGAGGACCACGAUUAA